This is a messenger RNA of Oryza brachyantha (malo sina), 1962 nucleotides long. Its product is annotated as serine/arginine-rich SC35-like splicing factor SCL30. Bases 101 to 1345 code for a protein of 414 amino acids. NCBI's taxonomy places the organism in Eukaryota, Viridiplantae, Streptophyta, Magnoliopsida, Poales, Poaceae. Gene Ontology annotation, molecular function: RNA binding. The transcript is spliced from 13 exons. The record is from RefSeq and is a predicted model, not a curated record.
CGCGUCUUGGGUGCCCUAGCUCCGGCUCCGGCACCGGUAGCGGCGGCGGUGCCGGUGUCUGGCAAGUCGCAAGUAGAGCGAAGAGAUACGUCAGAGAGCGAUGAGGAGCCGCAGCCCCGUGAACAGGAGAGGGAAUGGCAGCAGGGGAAGAAGCUCUCCAAGGACUGGACAUGGAGGGGGCAAGGAGCAGGGUGGCGUAAGCCUCUUCGUCAGUAACCUUCCGCUACGCUGCAGGCCUGAGGACGUCCGAGUUCCAUUUCAAAAGUUUGGUCCUAUUCGGGAUGUUUAUCUACCAAGACACUACCGUAGUGGGGAGCCAAGAGGAUUUGCUUUUGUGGAGUUUGCUGAAUCUUCUGAUGCUUCUAAGGCGCGAUAUCACAUGGACCGUAAGAUGCUUUCUGGACGUGAGAUCGGUGUUGCUUUUGCUGCAGACACACGGAAAAGACCUGAAGAAAUGCGUAGACGAACUGGAGCCAUAUGUAAUUCCCCACAGAGAAAGGAAGAGCACCGAACAAAAUCACCAGGACAGCCUAAACGACAUGAUGAGAAGCCCAGAUCCUAUACUCCUGACUAUAAUGAUCGGCGGUAUGCUGGCAUUAGUCGUGAUGAGACACCACCGGCUUCUGAUGGUGAGCGAUCCUGGGCUCUUGGUAGGUCACCUCGGCCACCCCCUUCAGGGUGGUCUUGUUGUCAUUCAUACUCACGUUCCCGCUCUCCUUGCCUCCAUUUCCAUGCUAGAUCACGGUCAGGCUCUCCUGCUCCAGUAAGGCGAGCUCACCACUCUACUUCCCCACAGAGAAAGGAUGAACACCAAACAAAAUCACCAGGACAAGCUAAAGAACAUGAUGAGAAGUGCAGAUCUGAUACUCCUGACUAUAACGAUUGCCUGGCUGCUGACAAUGGCCAUGAUGUGACGCCUCCAGCACCUGAUAGUGAGCGAUGCUGGGCGUUGGGCAGGUCACCCCGGCCAUCCCCUCCAGGACGGUCUCGUUGUCAUUCGUACUCACGUUCCCGCUCUCCUGAACUCCGUGACCAUGCUAGAUCACGGUCAUGCUCUCCUGCCCAAGGAAGGCAAUAUCACUGGUCUGCUUCCCCAGAGAGAGAGGAGAAGCACCAAACAAAAUCAUCAGGACAAGCUAAAGAACAUGAUCAGAACCGCAGAUCCUAUACUCCCCAAUACAAUGAUCGCCGGGAUGCUGACAUUGGUUAUGAUGAAACACCGCCGGCACCUGAUAGUGAGCGAUGCUGGGCGCUGGAUAGGACACCCCGGCCAUCCCCUCCAGGACGAUCUCAUUGCCAUUCAUACUCGUGCUCCCGCUCUCCUAAACUCCGUGGCCGUUCAUGAUGUGCCACACAAUGAACAUUUCUCCUUAAUGACAUUGUACUCCUGAUUAUGCUGAUCGGCGUGUUGCUGUCAUCGGUCAAUGAUGAGUAAGUUGGGCUCCUGAACUGCUGUUACAUGUGUCAGGUGCAAUCGUGUUAUAUAACUCGGGAAGUAAUAUCUUCGUACUUUAAGGAUUUUUUUUGGGGUAAUUUCAUCUUAGUUGGUGUAUACCAUGUGUAGUGUAUAUGUGCCAUAGUUUGAAUAGUUCUCUGCCAGAUAGUUUUUUUUUCUUUUUAAUGAAAUGGUGGGCAUAGCUUGGUUAGAAUGUGUUUGCUAAAUUGUGCUUUUAGCCUUGCUGUGGGUUUUGGUCACAUGCAUUUUAGUGUGUGAAAAUGGAGCAAGCAUAUCGAGAUGAUGUAUUGUGCAGCUUUUUGAAGCAAAAUGCAUGGCGUGACAGAAUCAUUUUGGCUGGUGACAGAAUUACAUGUCAUAUAGUACUACUAGUAGUGAGAAUAAUAUGUUUGCACGAGAAAUGGUGUUUUUGAGGUUGUUAGUGGUUGACAUGUAUAUAGUAGGUACAGUAGUACUUUGACUAGUGUAAUUGUAGGGUUUUUUUUUUCUUUCGUCGGACGAAAGAU